Messenger RNA from Stylonychia lemnae, 564 nucleotides. Lineage: Eukaryota; Ciliophora; Spirotrichea; Sporadotrichida; Oxytrichidae. The record is from the annotation of a GenBank genome assembly.
AUGGUAACUUUUAUCUGCGAGACUUGUCACUCAACUCUAGCAAAGAAGCAAAUUGAAAAGCAUUGUUCAGGUAGAUGCCGAGAGGCUUGGCAUUUUACCUGUAUUGAAUGCACUAAAACAUUUGCAGGCUAUGAUUACAAGGAGCACAAUGAAUGUAUGACAGAAGUUCAGAGAUAUCAAGGGAAAUUCCUGGAAAGACAAAGAGAAUAAAAGCUAAAAGCAAAGGAAGAUUAGAAAAAUAAAUAGAAUGAGAAAUAAAAUGGAAAGGCUGAAGAUAAGGAUGAGAACUCUGAUGAUACCAGCAACAAAAAAUCUCUGAGGAGAUUCUUAAAAGAUAGCAAGACCUUUUAGGGAUGGGCGAAAUCAGCAAAGCUAUUAAUCGAGGACAGAAAAGGUAAAAUGAAGGAGAAGAGACUUUAAAAGAAAUUGUUGAAGCUAUAUAAACUGUCAGAAUAGUGGGAAGAAGAUCACAAGGAUGAGGACUUAAUAAAGAAAAUGAAAGAAGAGUUUUAAGGCAAGAAAAGUGGUUUAAAAAUUGAAGAUGGAAUCAUAAAAGCUAAUUGA